Oikopleura dioica is the source of this 1077-nucleotide messenger RNA. The record is from the annotation of a GenBank genome assembly. NCBI's taxonomy places the organism in Eukaryota, Metazoa, Chordata, Appendicularia, Copelata, Oikopleuridae.
AUGUUUCAUUUUGAACAGCAUCAAGCUACAGUAUAUUUAACUUCAGAGCAAGAUGCUGAUUUGAUGGACUCGAACAUCCCAUGGAUUCAACCCGAGCAAUUCUGUCCGGCGACUGACCUCUGGCAGCGCCUCUGGGAGAUCGUCGAAAAGGGCGAAAACGGUGAAAAUGGCGGCUCUGCUCAAAACGCGCCACAAAACACGAACAUCAAAGGCUACGCCGAGCACUCAGCUGCUGAGCUGGCCGAUUUGAGGAGGAAGAAACUCGAGCGAUUAAAUUCGGUCGGAAUUAAUGAACUUUCGCCGCUGACAAGGGUCGCUUUUGGCGGCGUCCCAGUCAGUCCGCUGCCGAGGCAUGAAGCGGGACUGCCGGUUUGGGCGCUACCGACGAGAACGAGAUAUUUACCCGGCUUUGAUGGACUCCAUGAUGAAAUACUCGACUAUUACAGAUGGAUUCAGCAGACGCCAGAGGAAUAUAUCAUGCGAUACGAGGUGGUGUCUCGAGUGCAACAAGUUAUAGCAAAGCUCUUCCCCGGCUCAAAAGUAGAAAUCUACGGCAGUUUUCAAACCCGACUGAAUCUCCCCACUUCCGACAUCGACAUGGUCAUCUGCGACUUUGAAAGUUCCAAUCUUAACCAGCAACCUUACGAAGCGCUGAGGAUAGCGCUCAUUGAGGCAAAAAUUGCGGAGCCGCUCACGCUAAAAGUUUUGAUGGGCGCUUCUGUUCCUAUUGUCAAGAUGCGAGAUUUGUUGUCAGACAUCAAGGUCGAUAUCUCCUUCAAUGUCAAAACUGGAAUCCAAUCUGUUUCACUCAUCAAGACCUUUAUCCGCGAGUACCAAGUCCUCCCCGUCCUGGUCCUCGUUCUCAAGCAGUUCCUCCUGCAACAAAAUUUAAACGAAGUCUGGACCGGCGGUAUUUCUUCCUAUGGUUUGAUUCUAAUGGUCCUCUGCUUCCUCCAAAAUCAUCCGCGAGGCGCUCAAGCGACAAGUCCCGAAAACGCGAAUCUUGGACUCCUUCUCAUCGAGUUUUUGAGCUCUACGGCAAAAACUACAGUUAUGAAAACUGCUCUAUCAGAGUAA